GUCCUGGUUUUGGAAGUGGGACAGAGAGAGAUUCUGGCGAUAGAAUCAAGGCUUGAUUGGAUCUGGAGGCUGAAGCAGAGAAGAGGAUGCGGGCUUGUGGGCUGGGCUGGGACAUGGGCAGAGCCAAGUGGCGAAGAGCCGGGGCCCUGGAUCCAGGUCCCAGCUCCGCUGCUGUGCAACCCUGAACGAGUGACUUCACCUCUCUGAACCUUUGUUUCCUCAUCUGUCGGGAUAGUAAUGGUGCCUCUCCCCCAGCAGCUGGGAGGAUUCCGAAGUGAGCGGGCAGGCCCCCCAGGAACGGAGACGAUGGCCUUGAAGCCGGAGAAGAGGGUUGCCUCGUCUGUCUUCAUCACGCUGGCACCGCCGCGUCGAGACGAGGCCGUGGCUGCGGAAGUGAGGCGGGCGGCUUGCGAGGCCCGGUCUGGCCGCUCCCGGGAGCCUCCCGCUCCCACCGAGGCUGCCGGGGCCGGGUCAGCAGGGAGGCCCGGCCCUCGGACCCCACCGGCCAGGGCGGCCGCCCCAGGCCCAGCGGUGCCACCUCAGCUCUCCAAUGGAGGGUGCUGUCUCCCUCCUCCCACUCUGGAUGGCGAGGACGCACUCCCGGACCUGGACCUCCUCCCGCCUCCGCCGCCAUACCCCGAUGAGGAGCCCCCUGCCCCGAUGGGGGCCUCCCUCAUUUCGGACUUAGAGCAGCUGCACCUGCCCCCGCCCCCGCCCCAGUCCCUGGAAGAGAGGCCUCCCCUCCAGCCGCAGCCCAGUCCUCCCAGGCCCGUGCAGGAAGAGCUGCCGCCUCUCCCUGAAGACCCUGCUGGCUUCCACAAGAGAGAGGCGUCCACAGACGUCUGUGCCUUCUGCCACAAGCCCGUGUCCCCCCAAGAGGUGGCCGUGGAAGCCAUGAAGAGGCAGUACCAUCCCCGGUGCUUCACAUGCCGCACCUGUCGCCGCCAGCUGGCCGGGCAGAGCUUCUACCAGAAGGAUGGGCGGCCCCUCUGUGAAUCCUGCUACCAGGACACCCUGGAGAAGUGUGGCAAGUGUGGCGAGGUGGUCCGGGAACACAUCAUCCGGGCCCUGGACCAGGCCUUCCACCCCGCCUGCUUCACCUGUGUCACCUGUGCACGCUGCAUUGGCGACGAGAGCUUCGCCCUGGACAACCAGAAUGAAGUGUACUGCCUGGACGACUUCUACAGGAAAUUCGCCCCCAUGUGCAGCAUCUGUGAGAACCCCAUCAUCCCUCGAGACGGGAAGGACACCUUCAAAAUCGAGUGCAUGGGGAAGAACUUCCAUGAAAAUUGCUACCGGUGCGAGGACUGCAGGACCCUGCUGUCUGUGGAGCCCACAGACCAAGGCUGCUACCCGCUGAACAACCGUCUCUUCUGCAAGCCGUGCCACGUGGAGCGGAGUGCCGCCGGGUGCUGCUGAGGGCGCCCGCUGGGCCCCGGCCUGAGGGCGGCGGGGCGGGGGGACACCUUUCCUGACUCAGUUUGCCUUUCUGACCCACUUUUGCACACUUUUCCUUCUGAGCCGUGACGGGCCAGCCUGAAGCUCUGCCCACCGGGUCCAGGCUGAGCCGCCCCCGCCCCCUCCCAGCUCAGAGGCCGGGGGACAGUGCCCCUCAGGCUUUCCACUCCUCCUUCUGCCCUCUGGGCUCUGCCAGGCUUCCAGACCAUGAACACCACGCCCAGAGUUCCCAUGUCCUGGGCCCCAGCCCCUCUCGAGCGCUGGCCUUGACCCCCAUUUCCACGAGCGAGUUGGGGUGAGUCCGUGGAGGGCUCCCUGUGCCCCGAGCAGCGACGCUUCAGCUGUCCUACAGGGGGCGCUAAGACCAGCUCUGGCUCGCCCGACUGAGCUGUUUGAGUAGAACUCCAAGGUCCUCCUUGAAAAGCCGCCUCCUCCUCUUUUUUUUUUUUUUUUAAUUUGAGAUUUAAAUCAUGAGAAACAUUCUUUGGAUUUGGGGCGAGGUGGGGAUCUUAGUGGGAAAUGUUUCAUAAAUGUACGAGAAUGUGACCUAGUGGCGGCGGCCAUGGACUUCUCACCGGGGGACACGUCAUGCUGACAUGGGCACCAGACCCAGGCAUGAACCUGAACAGCGGGGACGGGGGGAGAGAUGCCCAAGGACGUCAGCAGCCCCUCCGCCCUGCCUUCUGGCGCUCCUCCCGUGUGCGACGGUGAUUCAACAGACGUUGAUUAAGUGCCAAUAGUUUGCUGGGGAACAGGGUACCGGGAGCUCUGCGUGUUCCUCCGACAGCCUUGACGGGGGCCAUGCACACAGACACCCCCCCACACACACACGUGCACGCACUUCUCCAAGGACAGUGCCAAGGCUGGCCGUUCAGCCCACCUGCUUACCCCCCGCCCCCAAGCCCCACUUGGACCCUCCAGCCCAGGCUGCCUUGUGACCCUGCUUCCACAAGGCUGUACCUAGAAGAGUCUUCUUCCCCGUUAAGGAAAAUCACUAUGUUGCUUUGUAACUUCUAAGACAUGUUGUAGGGCAGAACGAAUGAAACAAAGUACUUCCUCCCGCCCUGGGCUCCGUACCAGUACGGGGGUAGGGGGGUGGGGUGUUUCUCUGCAGAGCCCAGACUCUUGCUCAAAGCUUGGGGAGUGAGGCCCCUACUUGGGGCACUCCCAUACCACUUCCGCAAUUUUUGUCCUGAGGAUCUCCUAGUCUCUUAUUCCUUAAUAUUUUCUUUGAUGCACACCUACUUUUUAAUUUUACUUAUUUCAAAUGUUAGUCUUGUGCUAUGCAAUAUAUCCUGCAGUCACACAUUGAUGUGUUGGUUAUGUUUUUUUUCCUGUUGCAUGUGAAAAUAAACACGUGCCUAGUAGAAGUCCA
Hyaena hyaena (striped hyena) is the source of this 2833-nucleotide messenger RNA. It is a transcript of the gene FBLIM1, whose product is annotated as filamin binding LIM protein 1. The transcript is spliced from 8 exons. NCBI's taxonomy places the organism in Eukaryota, Metazoa, Chordata, Mammalia, Carnivora, Hyaenidae. The record is from RefSeq and is a predicted model, not a curated record. Gene Ontology annotation, cellular component: focal adhesion; stress fiber. The coding region runs from base 238 to 1419 and encodes 393 amino acids. Gene Ontology annotation, biological process: cell-cell adhesion. Gene Ontology annotation, molecular function: filamin binding.